Messenger RNA from Cephus cinctus (wheat stem sawfly), 4455 nucleotides. RefSeq lists its product as uncharacterized. The record is from RefSeq and is a predicted model, not a curated record. Gene Ontology annotation, cellular component: cytoplasm. The transcript is spliced from 12 exons. Gene Ontology annotation, molecular function: protein-folding chaperone binding; ATPase inhibitor activity. NCBI's taxonomy places the organism in Eukaryota, Metazoa, Arthropoda, Insecta, Hymenoptera, Cephidae. Bases 258 to 3962 code for a protein of 1234 amino acids.
AUCCACGACUAGUGGGGUAGACAGGGCAUUCGUAUUCGUGUUAGCACGUCCAAUUGGCGGGUAGAAUCCAUCGCAGUGGGAGACAUUUUCAUUUUAUCUCGUAGUUGUUUCACAAUCAUAUGACUUCGCCGCACGUGACUUUAUUUACAGUUGGCUAAGAACUGGCGAAUAAUGUAUGGUGCUGUUUUACGUGACAUGAUAUCCCGUCAAAUCGAAUUUUCACAGCGAUGCGGGGAAUCUAGUCGAGUAGCCGGUCUAUGAUGCCUUUGCUCGACAAAAUCAUCUCUUCGAGAAAUACAACGAAACGACGUAAAGACGCUGUGUAUUCGGAAUUUCUGAGAAAUUGUGGAUUUCAAGCAGACGAUAGGAACUUGGUAAAAUUCAAUACAGAUCAAGUAAGAAUCUUGUUAUUCCAAGAAUGUGAGUGGCGUGGUAAAAAAUUGCUAUUUGAUUCCAUUGCUGUCAAGAAGAUCAAUUCUAUCAAGUCACAAAAAAAUGAACUAAACAAUGAUUUGGAGUCAAAAAAUGAGUCACAUGUUGAAAUUGUGGAUGGGAUCACUUAUGAGCAUGAAAAGGUGGCUCGUGACGACGUCAAAUUACUAAGUGAAAUGGUGUUUGGUACUGUUGCAAUGACGUAUAGAGGUCCAUCAUUUAAGGUCCAUGCGAUAGAUACACCUCCUUGCAUAAUGUGUACCAAAAUUUUUUCUGCUCCAGAACAUAAUGCGUGUAAACAAAUUAAUAACAGGCAUUCAGAUGAAAUACUGGGACAAUUUAUGAAUAUUGAUUCCAAUUCCAGUGAUGGAAGUUUACGAACUUAUCUUUCCUAUCCAAGUUCUGUGAAUUCAUCUGGAAAUAGUCUUAUACCCGACACGAGAAAGAAUUCUACAAGUUCCAGUAAUGGCAGUGGAUGGACUAUGGACACACUCUCCCCACCAGGAAGUUCACAAUCUUUGGAAAGCAGUGGCUCCUCUGGUAUAGGAAGUUUGAGCAGCCUUCGCAGACGAUGGCUUCGAGCUGUCUCUACAUCCUUAAGUCAUUCAGAAUCCAAUGAGCUCUGUCUCUAUGGAGGCCAACAGCAUGCUGGUGAUGCUAAUAAUCCAAAUUAUGAUAACCCAGAUGAUCAUGAGUUCCAUAUCCGAAGGCACAAAACUCGUUUAGGUCUUGUUAUGCUAGUACAGCUAACUGCUGGGUAUGAAAGAAAAAUGGAAGAGACUCUUUUGGAACAUAUAACAUUUUUGGAAGGUAUGCUAGAUCGUCUCUGCUGUACUUGUUUUGAAAAGUCAUCGAGUACGUCUUGCGGCUAUUCCCAGAGUAAAGGGAAAGGUAAAGGAAAAGGCAAGACAAACAAUAAUGUAAUCAACAAAAGUCUCAUUGCACGGAUGUAUCGGGCUUCUACGAAUUGUACACUAUGGUUAUUGCGAUUACUCACAGACUCAAGUCGUUCGCCGACUCCAUUACUUUGGCAUGACAUUUUAUUGAAUUCUACUGUACCAGCGGAGAUAAGAAUUACAACUCUUUACCACGAACUUCAAAAAAUGUUUUGGCUAGUUGAUAACCUCGACACGAAGUCAACAAAUUUUUUCCUGAGUACCGUCAUAACUGCAGUGUUAACGUGUCAUCUUGGCUGGGUGCACACUGUGCUAUCAUCGCAGGAUCGUCAAUUGGUAAAGAAAUUGGGUAAGCAGUAUCCAUGCAAUCCGCUAUGGACGCAGUUAGGUGAUCUAUACGGGGCGGUAGGAAAUCCUAUGAAGUUGGUCCAUACCGUAAUCGCCGGCGACCCAGAUAAGGUAGAACUUAUCAAUGCCGUUCUUACUUUUUUAUCGUACUUCGUGAGGAGUGGAAUAGUGGAGAAGAAAAGAGAAUACCGUUGUCCUCAUCAAAAGGAUGUUCAGGAAGCUAUUGUUGUCUUAGAAAAAGCUAGGAAGAGGCAGCCUAAAUUACAGGAACGUGUCCGGAGUUGUUCGAAAUUCAUGCACGAGAGUUCAGCUUCCAGAUCUUCUACUUGGCAUCAAGAUGAGCUGCUAAAGUUAAACUUGUCUUCACCUUGGAAUAAAACCUCAAGUUUGGCUAUGAAACGCAGUGAAACCUUUGAAAAAAAUCUUAAUGCAUUCGGAUCAUUUGUAAAGGAAUCUAGCGAAUUACAAAGAUCAAAACUAUCCAUAUUUAAGGAAGAAUACAAAGCAAGUGAAGUAAAAAUAAUUGUAAGCGAGAGUCCACCGACGGAAAUCACAGUGGACAAGAAGCACCUUCAAACCGCUUCACAGUUUCAUAAUUUUGAGAGCACAAAAAAAUACGAACUUGAUAUUUCACUCCAACUAGCGAAAGGAAAAUCGGACAAUGAAUCUUAUACCCUAAAGAGCAUCGAUAAUUUAAAGAACUUCGAGAAAGCCAAGAUGUUUGAGUUAAGCAACACCCUUGACGGAGUAUUUCAGAACAUAAAGGUGGCCACAGUUCAAACAAACCAACCUCGCAGUUUCGAUAAGAUUUUAAAAAUAGACCUUGAUGAAUCAAAAAAAGUAGACUCGAAAAUCUUAACAACAGGAUCACCAAAAAAUUCUUCACCUACGAAUUUCGGUAUGCAUAAGAAAUUUGAAGGCAUAACAUCGAAAUUUAUCAGUAAUACAAAAAAAAAUGCUUCGACCCUGUCCUAUGAAUACGCUAAUUUGAGUAACACAGAAGCCAGAAAGUUGUAUUCCGAUUACUUUGAAGAUAACAAUAUAGAUAGUGAUACGUAUAAUGGUACAAACGCUACUAGCCACUCGAUAGGUACAAAAAUCGAAAAACAAUCCCGGGUGCUGUGGACACUCGGAGAAGAAGAGAAACCACCAAAUAUUUCAGUAUUACACCGACCGUCUUCCAGGUGCAACUGUCAAAGUUCCUUUACAUUCACCAGAGUUCCAAGUACUUCGGCUCAACUUCCAGAGGGUGUCUUACGUAAAAUCAUCCAGCGAAACUUCCCAGAGUCUUCGAAGAGUAUUCAAUCAGGACCAGAAUGCUCCAGUACAGAACGAUCUAUGGGUUUCUGUUUAAAAUGCAACCGUAACAGUGAUUACAGUACACCACAGAACUAUGAAAGUAACAAGUUACUUUUGGAGACUCCAACUAAUGCAACGGAAGUGCUCCGAAGUUGCAAUACAAGUGGUAGAACUUCAGAUAGUAACCGAAAUAACGUUAAAAAUGGCACAGCAAAAAUCGAAAGAUAUAAUAGUUUGGAAGCUCUCAUUGAAGCUAAUGGCGUCGUGGAAUUACCUAUGCCCCGGUCAAAAAAAAUACUCAAUGAUAAAAUGGAACGUAAAGAACGGGCAGGUUUCCCAAGCACUUUACUCCAUAGGAAGGUUUAUGACGGAAUUGACUCAGAAGAUAUUGUAGCAUACACAUGGGGUCUUGUUAUGCAAGGUCUGAUAAAGCGCAAGAAAAAACGGAAAAGGAAAAGCGAAGAUUUUACGACGAUGCAAGAUCAGAAACAGAAAGAACUUGAAAAGGGUAAAGAAGGAGACAGUGAUGAUAAUAAAGAAUGGUGGCAUUGUAUGCGCGAAGAGGUAAAUCUGGCUAGUAGAUUUUCACUAGUAGAUGAGCCAGUUACUGAAGCUAUGUGCAUUCUUGCUGAUCUGGACUCCUGGCAGGUUGGAAUUCUGUCGAAUCAUUUACCGUCACAGAAUCCACCUGUACGUGUCGGCAUGUCUAGACUUGUGGCCAACAUGCUGGAGGCUUUUUCUUAUGUAUGGAAGAAGUACCGUUCUCCAAUCCAUUGUGUCGAAGUGCUGGAGAGCAAAUUAAGAGAAAUGUGGCUACGCAGCAAAGCCCUUUCUGAAAGUCUCAUGUCCAUGGAGGAGUGCGAGGCGAGCAUAGCCAACCUAAAUAUUGACCUGGACCUAGAUGCAGCGGAUAUACCUUUGCUUCUAGCUGUAGCAACAACACACUCACCACGACUGGCACAUAGAUUUGGUAUAAGUCUAGUCUGAAGCUUCUUAUCUGUUGAGAACGUAAGUAAAAGGUACUGAUAUUUCAAAUAUUCUGAAGAUCGAAAAUCAGUUCCAGUAUAUAAUGUAAAUAUACAUAUAUCUUUAAAGCAGUAACUAAACAGUAAUAUUGCAUGUGGCAACUGCAUGCUGGCCCUAUGAUGUACUGUAUAAGUUUCUUAUGUACUGCAAAAAUACCUUUAUUUGUAUUUCAUAUGUAGAUUUGUAGAUAAUGUACAAACACAGCGAAUCACAAUUGCGUAAUCGUUAUAGAAUACGAAUGUGUACAAGUUUUGUGAGAAUUCAACUUAUUACUGCAUUGAACCAAAGUAGAAUAUAACGUUUACAUUGUUAUUACCUUAUUUUUCUAAUCUUAUUACAUUAUUUACAUUAUUAUUAAUAUAAGCUAUUUUUUCGUAAAAAUAAUGUACUCAGUAGACAUAAAAGGUUCAACACGAAACAAUUUCUUUUAAUAAACUUUAAUAUUGCUGUAAUA